AGGGUGCUUAACUCCUUGGACUCUUUGCCCCUUCCAAACCCUCUUGCUUUCUCCUUCGGGUAUUCAGGACUUGCAUCCUCCAGUCCCAGAUACCUUAGCUUUCUCUUCCUGUCCCAUAACCCCUGUGGGUCCCUGGGCAGGACUUCGGGUCUCUCCUGCAGCGAGCCGCUGAGAGUUAAGGGGGCGGGGCCGCCACAUUUUUGGAGAGUGAGCGCAUCCUAGCGGCUGCCAAGAAGGGCGUCGGGCUGGGACCUCUCGGACCCCCCAGCAGGGGCAACAGACAGGUGGAAGUAAACACGAAACAGAAAUCAGCUUGGCUGGAAGGAACGUCCGUGUGGAUGGGAUGGGGACGCCGGGGGAGGGGCUGGGUCGCUGCUCCCAUGCCCUGAUCCGGGGUGUCCCCGAGAGCUUGGCGUCCGGGGAAGGUGCGGUGGCCGGGCUUCCAGCUCUGGAUCUAGCUAAAGCACAAAGGGAGCAUGGGGUGCUGGGGGGUAAACUGAGGCAGCGGCUGGGGCUGCAGCUGCUGGAACUGCCUCCUGAGGAAUCAUUACCGCUCGGACCGCUGCUGGGAGACACAGCCGUGAUCCAAGGAGACACGGCCCUCAUCACCCGACCCUGGAGCCCAGCCCGGAGGCCUGAGAUUGAUGGAGUGCGCAAAGCUCUCCAGGACUUGGGGCUGCGCAUAGUGGAGAUGGGGAAUGAGAACGCGACGCUGGAUGGCACCGACGUCCUUUUCACCGGCCGGGAGUUUUUUGUAGGCCUCUCCAAGUGGACCAACCACCGAGGUGCUGAGAUCGUGGCGGACACGUUCCGGGACUUCGCGGUCUCCACGGUGCCAGUCUCGGGCCACUCCCACCUGCGUGGCCUCUGCGGCAUGGGGGGACCCCGCACUGUGGUGGCGGGCAGCAGCGAGGCCGCCCAAAAGGCUGUAAGGGCAAUGGCAGCGCUGACGGAUCACCCCUACGCCUCACUGACCCUCCCAGACGAUGCAGCUGCGGACUGUCUCUUUCUGCGACCUGGGUUGCCUGGUGCCACCCCUUUCCUCCUGCAUCGCGGAGGUGGGGACUUGCCCAACAGCCAGGAGGCACUACAGAAGCUCUCUGAUGUCACCCUGGUACCUGUGUCCUGCUCAGAACUGGAGAAGGCUGGCGCAGGCCUCAGCUCCCUCUGCCUGGUGCUCAGCAUGCACCCCCACAGCUGAGGGCCUGGCCGACCAGGGGUAGGGAUGCAUAGAGGUACAAGGGGCAGACAGAAGAUGGGGAGUAAAGUGGUAGUGGGAAGAGGCCCGCAGGAUAGGGGAGGGCAUAGUGUAGGACAAAGGAUAGAGGCCACUGGGCGAGUCUUCUCUGUCAGAACCAAUAAAAUAAAGUUGGCCUUUUAGAUAGA
Jaculus jaculus (lesser Egyptian jerboa) is the source of this 1386-nucleotide messenger RNA. RefSeq names its product dimethylarginine dimethylaminohydrolase 2 (gene Ddah2). The record is from RefSeq and is a predicted model, not a curated record. NCBI's taxonomy places the organism in Eukaryota, Metazoa, Chordata, Mammalia, Rodentia, Dipodidae. Gene Ontology annotation, molecular function: dimethylargininase activity; amino acid binding. The transcript has 7 exons. Gene Ontology annotation, biological process: positive regulation of nitric oxide biosynthetic process; arginine metabolic process. Bases 344 to 1201 code for a protein of 285 amino acids.